GGUUUGCAGCCAACCCGGCCCGCGAAGCAGAUGGCAAACAAUCCCGGGAUUCUCGGCACUGACGAGACGCAUCACGUGAUGCACCAUAGCCCGCAGUGCGGGUGCGAGGCCGGUUGCGUCAGCAGAAUAUAACCGGCACCACGGCUCCCAGAAACACCAGCAAUACUCACGAAAGAAACAUUACAAACAUGCUUUUUUUGGCUACUGCGUUGGCUGGUUUGGGCGUUGCCUGUGCAAAUCGCGUACUUCUUGAUGACAACUUGAACAGCCAGGUGUGUGAGGGCAUGUAUUCCAAGCAUGACUGGGGAGGAAGCAAACUGCCCCAUAUAAGCAUCAAACUCGACCGCUUCAACGACCAUAAAUUGAACAGCAAGAAUCCGGUUGAGUACGACGAUAUUGAGCUCAGCUAUGUGAUUUUCGAAUACAAGGAUAUCGACAAGUUGGGCGUGCAAUACGGCGAUUCAGGCCGGAAAAAGUACAUCUGCGACGACUUGGCGUUGGAAGCGGGCGUCUGCAGUCAGUCACAAUAUGGCUCAUUCAUUGCGGGCAGCGAUACGGCUAAUACAACGAUACAAAUUGCUAAACUCACCCAGUUGGGGUUUGCCAACCUCACGUAUCCCGUCACCAAUACCGGCUACUACUGCGUAUCUACAUUUUCCACGCUCUCUGACGCUAAGUACAAAGGGUUUGUGAGUUUCCAGAACGCAUUCGGCCAGUUGAGUGCGUCUGAAAUCCCCAAAUUGCCCGCAUACGGCAUCUUGACCCUCUGUUACGCCGUGACAAUGGCGUUGUUUGGGUUCCAGUUCUUCAAGCGGAGAAACCAGAACCAGAUCUUGCCUUUGCAGCGCUACUUGCUUGCCAUGCUUGGGUUUUUGACUUUUGACACACUUGUGGUCUGGUCUUACUACGACUUGGUCAAUAGAACCGUGGGAACCAAUUGGUUUGUGAAGUUCUACAUCGUCUUCAUGUCAAUCAUGAGCUCGGCAAAAUUCACGUUCUCCUUCUUCUUGCUUUUGUUGAUAGGGUUGGGUUAUGGCGUGGUGCUGUUGAAAUUGUCCAAGAAGAUCAUGUUUCGCUGCAAAAUUCUCGCCGGUGUGCAUUUCACCGCGUCGAUGUUGUAUUUGAUCGGUACUUACAAUAACGGAGGUCUGAACUCUAACUCCUCUUACUCAAGUAUUGACGCGGAAGCAGACGCCCCAAGCCUCUGGAUGCUUUUCUUUCUUCUUCCCGUGACUAUAACCAUGACCACGUACUAUUUCCUCAUUCUUUCGUCGAUUCGGAACACUACAGCUAGCCUUCAUAAGCAGCGUCAAGUGAUCAAGUUGCAGUUGUAUCAGAACUUGUUCCGCAUCAUUUCGCUUUCGUUGAUUAUCAUCUUUACCGGGAUUGUCUUAACAAGCUUCUACUUCUUGAGCUUGUCCGGAACCGAGGCCAUUGAGCAAAACUGGAGGGGGUCUUACUUUGUUGUUGACUUCUGGCUUACGAUCACGUACUUCUGCAUCUUCUUGGGUGUGGCAUGGUUGUGGAGACCAACAGAGACGUCGUACAUGUUGGCGGUUUCCCAGCAGCUCUCCACCGGAGAGGGCGAAGAGGGCGAUGGGGCCUUCAAUACCUAUCAGCAUGGUCAUGAGUUUGAGCUCGACGAUGUGUCUUUGAUGAGUCAUAGCGACGAUGAGAAUGCACAGAGGGAUAGCUUUGAGUUGGACAAUCUGGAGAUACCCCAAGAGGAGCCUCCAAAGUAUAAAGAAGCCAGUCAUGACGACGACCAUGGAACGCCCGUACCCAACGUUAGCAACACGCUUUUUGAGCUAGGAGAGGAAGACGUUGAAGACGAAAGCAGGAAGUCUGGCGAAGGCAGACACUCGUCACCGCUGGACAGGAGAUUGUCGUAAUGCACGCCAACAGUGGAAGAAUAUAAUCUCACAAUGUAUAUCUUCAAGAAAUAGAUCGUGGAAAAGAAUAUAGUCUUUUAAUGUAUAUCCUCAAGAAAUGGCUCGUGGAAAAGAAAAC
Messenger RNA from Metschnikowia bicuspidata var. bicuspidata NRRL YB-4993, 2010 nucleotides. RefSeq lists its product as uncharacterized. The record is from RefSeq and is a predicted model, not a curated record. Bases 189 to 1892 code for a protein of 567 amino acids. Gene Ontology annotation, cellular component: Golgi apparatus; membrane. Lineage: Eukaryota; Fungi; Ascomycota; Pichiomycetes; Serinales; Metschnikowiaceae. The transcript has a single exon. Gene Ontology annotation, biological process: retrograde transport, endosome to Golgi.